Molecule: messenger RNA, 7530 nt
Organism: Rhopilema esculentum
Lineage: Eukaryota; Metazoa; Cnidaria; Scyphozoa; Rhizostomeae; Rhizostomatidae
Source: RefSeq, a predicted model, not a curated record
UGUACUUUGGAGCUUGAAAAAAUUAUGUUAACGAAAAGAAAUGCAGAAAAUAAAAACACCAUUCGAUCUAGCACUGCCAAUUCUAUAGUAGUAUGUAAUAAGUGGAUUUUAUUAAGUUUUUUCAUUUUCAUGUCAGUUCUACUUUAACGACAACCUGGAUGGAGAUGUGAUGCACUGUCUUGCGGGUUGGAAUGAUUCAAAUAAAGAUGUCUAGGGUUAGGUUGAAGUGCUUCAAACAGAGGACGACGUGAAGAAUUGUUUGGCAGGAAAGAGAAUGUUCAAACGGACGAGGAUGGGGACCUUUUUUGCAGGUGAGGCGAGAUUCAAUUGACCGAGGAUGGUGUUUUGCAGAUGCAGAUGGUUCAAAUUAAAUAUGAUAUGAAGCAAUUUUUUAAAGAUAAGAAUUUUCCUUGGCGUCAAGAAAAGUGUUCAUUUGUACACCGGAUAAUACUUCUAUGCUUUCAAAACCUUCCGCUUUUGUUGAAAAAAUCGUCAGUUUUCCAAGGGAGGUAUGAACAUUGGCUAGCAUAUGUCUUUUCUCAGGACUUCUUGCAUUUAAUCCCAGUCAUCUCUCAGCUGUAACUAGCUUUAAUCUGCUAUAAAUUUACUUUGAACCGCCUAAAUUGUUUUCUCGCAACUAUUAUCGUCAAACAAGUUCUUUUUCGCAUAGAACAUAUUCAGUGCUUUUGAAGGAUGUAGAGUGUACAGAAUUUUCAUUGUACUUACUUUUAAACGUUAUUGCAAGGCUUAAUCAUAAGUUUAUGACGUCACCAUCCUCUACAUCAGGUAUCCGGUAUAUUUCGAACAGUAAGAUCCAGUAUUCGUUUUCUCAAGCAUAAAAAAGUGAGCGUGGAUGUACUGGGGAGCAUACAUUUUGAAAGGGCAUUCCACUUGUUCCUGCGGCCUUGUUUCGAAGCGAUGCAUGUCAUGGCUUCUGGUGUGCUAGAAUUUUUUUGAGAAGCCUAUCAUAGUUUCGAAAGCCAGCCGCUUUUAUGAGAAGAUAAUUCACUGCUGGACCUUAGCGGUUUCUUUAAUAAGCUUAACACAAUCUACAACUUUCGCGUUUGGAGUCCUUCAAAAGGCCAGCAUUCAAUGGUUGCCUCUCCCCGACGUUCUCCUUUCUGGUGUUUUUUUUGGGAAUUUUUGGGAACAUCAUUUGGGAAUAUUCGCAUUAGUAAUGUUUCGAUUGCGUAUUAAAGGCACAUGUCCUGUUAAAUCCCGUUGUGUGCCUUUUCAUAGAAAUGUAUUUGUCUGUCAACAUGUAGUGUUACAAUUAAACUAAUUAAAGCCAACAGAAAAAAUAAAUUACAAUUUUCCCGAUUUUCGACGUUAGUAUUGUUUGUGAAUUUGAUUCCGUAUAUCUUAUUAGCGUGUUGAACACAUUUUAGUCUUUGUACAUUUUGCGCGCUACGUAUUCGGGUCCUUGGCCCGUUGGCACACCCGUUCACUGGCUUAUCGAUUUUGACCGUUGGCAGAAGAACCCCGAAUGUUACACAAUGCAAAAGGCUCUUUCUAGAAAACUGUUCAAAAGGUAACGAAGUUUUUAGCAGGUUUCUCAAUUCAGAAAUUGAUACGUCCUGGUUAUUCAUAUUAUUUUUGACUUUUCUUAACAGUGAUGCAAAAUCGGUACCUGCUCGUUAAAAAGAUUUAGCUGUAUUAGCGUCCCAAAUAUAGCAUAAAACAUAUAAAUUUGCAAACAUAAGCAAACAUAAUAUAUAUUGUGUAACUCUAGCCUGUGUGCAGACUUUACUGUCCGUUGCGAAGGAGAACCAAUACGGAUCUAUGUGACUUUUGUCUUUGUGUUAUCUUCUGAGAAAGUUAAAUUGAAAGAAGUGAAACAGCAGCAUUGCAAGAAAAGUUUUAAUUGUGAUGAUAUUGUGAUGGCAUGUUGUUAAUGUUGGUACUUUAACAAGGAGGUUUCUUCUAGUUUCUGCAGAAGUAAUAUUGAUUUGUAUUGAAAUAUAUUAAAAUUUAAGUAUACUAAAGCCUUUCGUCUGACACUCUUCAGAGUUUAAAACGUCAGAACAUAGAUCGAAAACUCUACGCUAGGAAAUAAGUAAUCAGUUGUAGAUCGAAAUAGGCCAAUCAUAAACGCGAACACAUGACUGUAUAGGUUGACCAAUCAGUGCCGUUUACCUAUUGAUGAGAAUGUUAUACUCGUCGAGUCUUAAGGUGAAAACGAACUAUUUCUGUCUACACAAUAGAAAUUCUAAAACUAGUACAUUUACCUAGUAGCUUGGGCACCCUAAAAGCUAUAUUCGAAGCAAGAUGGCAGGCUCUCUAAAUUCAAAAGCUUGCUAUAACACUAAUUUUGUUUUACAACAAGAAACCUGUACUCAUUGAUUGCUAUUUUUAUUGCUAAUUCCUGGCUCAAAAAACAAUUAAUACUUUGUUAUAAUUAGUAGCUCUCGGCUCGAUGUAUUUUCAUGUCUAGUUUGAUUACAGCGGGUGGUUUUUACAAACCUCAAUAAACCAUCACUCUAAAAUCAACUUUUGGAAGAUAAAAGCAAAAAAAUGUUGUAAUUAGUUACUACCGACUGGUUCUUUAUUAGCAUAGUGUGUUUUAACAGCUUCAGCAGAAGGCAACGUAAAAUAAAAUUGCAGGUGGCUUUAUGUCUAGGGAUUACCUAGUGUUUGGAUUUCAUGAAAAAUUAACACUUUAAUUGAAUUGACAUGAACAAAUUUUCGUAUUUUUGUAUACCAUUUGAAUAGGAAAUUAAAAAGUAGAACAUUGAGUCCCGCUACUAUUGAAAAGCAGUCGAACUUUUAUGACAGAGUUCCGCCAAUGAUUUUGUCGGUACAUUUUCUCAACCUGCUAGAUAGACUGGCAAGGGUACUGAGUGGCUGUGCACAUCUGGUUUAAAGUGGAUCCACUGUUGUUACGCUUCAGAAUGUGCUGCUAGGUUCAAUUUGGCACAAGUUUGCAACGUGUCAGCUACCAAGGACGGCAAAAGCUCAACUGAAUGCCUUUGACAAAGUGAAUUUGAAUCUCUUACAAUCAAGAUCAGAUCGUCUUGAGCCAGCUUCGUAUGGUGUAAAAGCCAGAUGACUAGAGCACCUGUUGUCAGCAACACCAGUGCAUUGUGGCUAAGUGGAGGUAUCAAAGCACUGUUAUUUAUUUGCUGUCUACAUUAUUAAAAGAAAUCGGAUACUUCAAAUUGCAGUUCUCAUAUGAUUUAUUGCCUCGGUUAUAAUCAAAGCAAUAUUUGUGCGCAAUGAGUUAUCUUUGUUCAUCUCGAGUGGAUACAGGGAAGGAGAAAAUAGAAAUCAAUGUUGGUGGAAAGCUGUAUUUGACAUCACUCGACACACUAAGAACGGACAGGCGAUCUUUCUUGGCGACCAUGUUUAAUGGCAGCGUGCGGCUUCAGCGUGAUUUGGAGGGACGCCUUUUUAUUGACCGUGACGGCAUUUUAUUUGCACAUAUUCUUGAUUACUUAAGAAGCGGCCAGCUACUACUUCCUGAACGGUUUAACGAGUUCGAUAGGCUGGAACAAGAAGCGCGCUAUUUCAAGUUGAACGGACUGUUAAAGGAUCUCAAAACUUUUACAAACAGCAGUUUCUUUGGAAAAACUGUAUACAGGCAGGCAAACUUUAUAAUGGUAAGUAUUCGCAGCACAUUCGCGUUUGGAGCUCGGGAAGUUGUUGAUGUAGCUUUCCGCAAAACGCCUAGGAUUCUUGUUGCUGGGCACGUUGGCCUUUGCAAGUCAGUGUUCAAAGGAACACUCAAUGAUUCAAGAGACCCUAACUUAGAAUCCAAUGGCUACACAUGCCGGUUUUACCUGACGCACAGCAAUCUGCAUCAAGCAUUUGAACAGCUUUAUGACAACGGUUUUUGUUUAGUCAGCUGCAACGCUGGCAAAACAAACUAUGAAAAACUUCCCAACCUUAGACUAGGUGAGGAAGAUAAGUGGAGCAAUUUUGAAAAUUUCGUGUUUUCAAGAGACAACAGUGAACAGACAUGAGCAAAUAUUUGCAGGCAUGAACGGACAAAACUUUCUGGAGUUUUCCUUCAAUAAUAUUUCUAUCAGCUGAAGUAUAUAUCUAGUGUUUACUGUAAAAACCAAUGUUUUCACGGAAGAUCAUCAGAUUUCCAGAAUUUAGUUUAAGUCUUCAGUCAUUAAAAUUAAGCCAUCAUUUUUACCACAAUAUUUUAUUUUCCUCCUUACAGUGAAUACAUUUAACUUCUUUACACAAUAAACAUCUCACACCCAAUGCUACGAUUUCAUUCAAUAUAGAAGAAAUUCAAAGACCAUCCUAGACCGUGAACAGUAUGAUUUUUAAGCAUAUCGCCCGCGCCGCAAAAAUAUGCAGGGCACUUUGUUAUGCAAAUAUUUUACCAAAUCUCACCAAUCAAGGAUCAAGUUUUCACAUAUUUGUGCGCCACGAAAAGUCUGUAAACAUUAUGUUAGAUUACUGUGCCGCACAACUGCUGGAAUGGGAAGAAAGUGGAUGUGGUUGGAAGUUGUGAAGGAGAAGAAUCCCAAUUCUUAAUCUAUACGGAAGAGGUGCACAGGGAGUGUAAACUUAUGAAUCUCAUGACAUUUUCUUUCAACUGCGUGUUGGAUUUGCUCGGAAACCUUUAAAAGGACAAAAUGUUUGACUAAACACUUUGAACAUUUCAAAGCUGGCUAAACUUUGAGAUAUUUCCCAGUCCCGUCACCACUCGCACAAGCCCGUAGUCAGGCGUGGUGAGUAGGGGUGGCAAACACCCCAUGUUCAAUGCAGGCAAAGUUUAAAGUGAAGUUUUUGUAGGGGUAGGGGAGAGGGCGGUGGCUAGAGUUAGUGGGAACAAAUAUCAUUGUCGGUUCUGACAAAAUCAUUAAAGUGCUUGGGAACAAAGGUCCUUCUUCGAUGAAUGUUGUUGACCACUGAUUGUUCCAUUAGGUGUCUAUACUAUAGAAUAUUGUCCACAAAAUUUCUUGUUCACACAACUUGUGAUUUUGAAAUGUCCUGACCACGGUGAAGUUUUUGCUUGGCAGCGAAAGUUUUUUUGAGCGACAGGAAUGAUCUUAAGUUCUACAUGUGUAAUAUUAGACCCCAAUUAGAAUCUUUCCUUCCGUCAGCAUUAGCUUGAAUCAAAUUGAUCAAAGUGUAUCAGUCUAAUCGAGUUUAAUCGAUCAAAGUGUAUCAGUCUUGCUUAGCGGGACAAAUCGCAGUUAGAAAGUAAACGCUUACAAGGCAUGAAAAUAAUAUUUUAGACCAAAAAUCAAGAUGACUUUCUUAAGCAAGGUGAAUUAUUAUUUUUAUUUAUAGUGGUUGAAAUAAUGGACACAGUAAACUUUAGGGUUUUUUGCCUUUAAUGUUAGACUUAGUUGCCCUGGUCCAGGGUAGGGGUCUGGGCCUCAUUCAUGGCUCCGCCCUUGACCGUGAGGGAAGCCCCCUAGACCGCCUACAGGGUAAUGUUAAUGUGCGACCGUCAACUUUUAUGUCCACCCCUGGUAACAUCUGCAGCUUGGCAGAAUAAAAUGGCUAUUAAUGAUAAGGAAAGUAGAAGAUAAUGUUGCUACGGAAACAGGGAGAGACAUCUGUACGUUUCAGCUAAUCAAAGUCGACAAAUUACAAGUGAAGUUUCAAGACUAAAAUUGAAAGCUAACUUGUAUCAAAAGUAAGUUAUUUCUAAAAUGCUAUUUCUGGAAAGUAUAGAAGCAACAAAGGUAACAAAUUGAAACGAUCUGCGUCACUGUUUACUGCUGUUCACUGCAGAGUUUAUUUGAUUUUGAUAUGAAAGGUUUGGCAUCAUUUUUACUUUGAGCUACUCAGUUUUCGUUGUUUACGAUUAUCAAAAAUCAUUUUAAUUUUCGUAGAAUAUGAAAACAUGAGCUUUUUGCUUCGUUUGGUAUAACAUUUGUUCAUAACAGGCUCUACAGGUAUGCAAAAAGCACAUUUGCUGGUUUCUAAGCUUUAAAUGCACCUUGCUUAUUAUACAGGUAUGAAUAGAUGAACAGUCGAAAGUUCUAUGGUAAUUUGAGUAAACAAUAAUGUAGAUGCUUCAUAUAAUUGCAUAUUUAUGAUUUUUACUUCGUAACUUUCAAAUAUAGUUUUAAUAAUAACAUAUAGAAGCUGUGUUUAUCAAGCAGUGUCCUUGUUUUUCACUCAACUUGACCACAUUACAGACUGGCGAUUCCUUCCUACUCAGUAAAAGUCUGGUCAUGCCAGGGGCUUAGAGCUAAACCCUAGGAUCUGUAGUCCAUGUCCCUAAGCAUAAGACCAUCAUCACGCCUUGUGUAUAUUUGCUUUCUUAAGAUUGUAUCAUUUCCAAUGACGUAAUGUUAGCCAUAUUCAUAUUCACAGUAACCUAAAUAUGUUUAAUUAGUUUCUUGGUGAUAUAUGCUACUGUCUGACUGACACCCUGUUUUUUUCUUCAUUGACUACUUUCAAUUGUGGUUUCAUUUGGCAAGAAUGCGUUCGUUGACAAUUCUUUAUAAUGAAAAUGCAUUUUACCAGAACAUUGAACUCAUAUAGAAUGGUACUCACAGUAAAAACAGCCAAAGGUACCGGAAACACUGUAAUCGGUUUUCAUUCAUUGAAUCGCAUUCUUUUAACCAUUUUAACUCAUCAAAUCAGGCAUUCACAUUUAAAAUGGUAAAUAUCACUUUUGCUCUGAUGAAGCCACGGAUGCCGGGGCGUAAUAUUAGAUAAUAUUAAUUUGCUUGUGCUUAUUGUUGUUUGUUCUCGUCGCUUUGUGGUGUUUUUUAUUUUCUACAUUUUUAUCGACUCUUCACCGAAAGCAUUUCAUAGGAGUCCAUCUAGCAGCCUGUAAACUGUGGCCUUGUCAGGAUAAAAUAUCGUUAAAAUAAAUUGUUAUAUUACAGAGCUCUUUCUCCUUAAACUGCAGUGUUCAUUUUCGGAUAGUGUGUUUUCUAGCUAAUUUUAAGCCUAUAUUUAUAAAAUACACAUAUUUCCUCUUAAAAUCCGACAUAAACCUACAGAUCCUUGCAAAUUACUGAAUUUAUUAGUGAACCCGUGAGGCGCAAAUGAUUUAUCAAGUUAUAAAUGCAAAAUAGGUUUGUUUCUAGCGAGUUUGCUAUAGCACAGAAUUUAGAUUGCAUACAAAAAGGACUGGGGAAUACAACUGACAAUAAUAGUUUGUACCAACACUUUUAACUUGGAACAGCUGCUUAUUCUGCAAAUUAGGCUCUUUAUAUACAGCUUGUUUUAUAAAGAAACCUCUGCGACAUUUUCUCGUCUAAAGACGCCUGAUUAUAAUGCUGGGAAGCGAUGACAAAUACUACACUAUUUCAUUAUCUAAAUGUUGAAGAGAUUACUUUUGGAGUCUUUUCGCUUCAAAUUCGAUUGGUCUGUUCCUUUCUGCCCCCUCAAGCAGGACAAUGAAAGAGGAAAUUCAGGGUAUUUGCAGCUCAAAGUAUCAGAAUCUUGUACUUAACGUAUUUGAUCUAUUGAACACUCAGGCAUUAAUUUACAUUUUUCGCUUAAGGGGGCAAGUAUUGGGGAGGAGGGCGUUUAUCAGAGAGGGAGUUUCGGGCAUAAAUUUCUUCUAAGUCAACCCACUUUAAAUCUGAAAAAUACAAA